Messenger RNA from Drechmeria coniospora, 198 nucleotides. RefSeq lists its product as uncharacterized. The record is from RefSeq and is a predicted model, not a curated record. NCBI's taxonomy places the organism in Eukaryota, Fungi, Ascomycota, Sordariomycetes, Hypocreales, Ophiocordycipitaceae. The coding region runs from base 1 to 198 and encodes 65 amino acids. The transcript has a single exon.
AUGUCGAGCGAUUCGACCGUACGUCGCAUCCUGCCGCAGGACGCCCAGAGUGCCCAGAUGGGCUCCUUUCCCUUUGCGCCGCAGCAGUAUCCUCCGAGAGAAGUGCGGAAGAGUAAGCCAACCGUUCCGGCACGGAACUUGAUGUCGCUGCCCGAGACCUCCCGUCUAACCGUCUGGCUGCAGACUACGUCUUUGUAG